Molecule: messenger RNA, 603 nt
Organism: Closterium sp. NIES-65
Lineage: Eukaryota; Viridiplantae; Streptophyta; Zygnematophyceae; Desmidiales; Closteriaceae
Source: the annotation of a GenBank genome assembly
AUGGAGCAUGGGCCAUGGAGCAUGGGGCAUGAGGCAUGGGGCAUCAGGCAUGGGGCAUGGGGCAUUGGGCAUGAGGCAUGGGGCAUGGAGCAUGGGGCAUGGAGCAUGGGGCAUGAGGCAUGGGGCAUGGAGCAUGGGGCAUGGAGCAUGGGGCAUGGAGCAUGGGGCAUGGGGCAUGAGGCAUGGGGCAUGGAGCAUGGGGCAUGGAGCAUGGGGCAUGGAGCAUGGGGCAUGGAGCAUGGGGCAUGGGGCAUGGGGCAUGAGGCAUGGGGCAUGGGGCAUGGGGCAUGGGGCAUGGGGCAUCGGGCAUGGGGCAUGGGGCAUGGAGCAUGGGGCAUGGAGCAUGGGGCAUGGAGCAUGGGGCAUGAGGCAUGGGGCAUGGAGCAUGGUGCAUGGAGCAUGGGGCAGGGAGCAUGGGGCAUGGAGCAUGGGGCAUGGAGCAUGGGGCAUGGGGCGCAUGGGGCAUGGAGCAUGGGGCAUGAGGCAUGGGGCAUGGAGCAUGGGGCAUGGAGCAUGGGGCAUGGGGCAUGGGGCAUGAGGCAUGGGGCAUGGGGCAUGGGGCAUGGGGCAUGGGGCAUGGAGCAGCAUGGAGAUCACAGGUAA